Molecule: messenger RNA, 996 nt
Organism: Trifolium pratense (red clover)
Lineage: Eukaryota; Viridiplantae; Streptophyta; Magnoliopsida; Fabales; Fabaceae
Exons: 2
Coding region: 176-559 (127 amino acids)
Source: RefSeq, a predicted model, not a curated record
AUUCAUCACUGCGCGUUACCUUGUGUAGUAUCAGUGACAAGUUAGAUUGGAUUGGAGACGAACUGAACUCAUUUGGCCGCGAAAAGCAAAAUCUCGCCGGAAAACACUGCCGGAGUUGAUCUUCAGCCGCAAGAAUCUGUGAGAAAUUCAUCCAGAGAGAAGGUAAAAGGGGGUUAUGGCAGGAAAAGCUGCUGGUUCAGUGGCGAAGGCGGUAGCGGAAUAUCAAUAUCCAUGGCGUGAGAAGUUAGCGAAAUACAAGGAUGAAUUGGCCAAGGGAGUGUACGGGUACUGGGAGCUAGGGGCAUGGAAGCCGCUUAGUAUUAGUGCUCGGCAUAGGGCACGAAUUCGUAAAGAAGUUCUUCUUGCUGGGGAAGAUUGGACUUAUGAUCCUGAAAGGAAGGAAAUGAGGACGAGGCGAAAAGGACAUAAGGUUGAUAGGAUAGCGGCCGAGAAGAGGGCAAACACUGCUAAGUUGAUGGAGAAGAUGCCGGAUAUGUUGCUUGAGUACAAGAAGAGAAAGUGGGCGAAGAAGAUGAAGGAAGAAGACAAAGCCAAAUAAUAAUUUUGCUCAUUCGGGUAUGCCUUUCUUUGUGCUUCAAAUAUUCCUUUAGUUUGGAAGGAUUUAUUCACUAAUCGUGUCCUAAAAAAUUGAUUUAAUUAUGCAAUGUUACACCUGUUUUUUGGGUUUUAUUGUAAAAGGAGUUUUUAGGCUUCAUGGAUGAUUAAUACUUUGUUGUGUAUUUCAAUCUAUCCAUAAUAACCUCUUUCGAGAGUUUGACCUUGUGAUUGAUUAUAAGAGGGGAAAAGGCAUACAGCUUACUCCAUGAAAGCUAUUGUUACUUAGUUUUUCUUUUGAUCUGCUUGGCUGAAUGCGCGUUGGAAAUCAUGCACUCUGUGCUAAACUCCCUUACGGAGGCCAUAUUGUUAUUCUUGUUUUUUAACCUAGGGAUAUUAAAGUUUUCUUGUUAUUAGUAUUACAAGAUUGGAUUACUGUCA